AUGGGUGGUGAGGCUACCGUUCCCAUUCAUACAUACAUGGCUUUGCCACAUAGCAUGGAGCUUUGGGCAAGAAUUGAAGGAAAUGCGACAUUAACAGUUGAGCUGGAAGAAACAUCACGCGCUGAUGCACCAGCAACAGCUAUCACACAUAAAACAAAAAAAGCAAACAUGAUUCCAAUAUUCUUUGUAUUGAGACAUUCAAUAUAUCGCAGCGUUGAGGGACAUACGUAUUCGUUAAGUGCCAGUAUUAAAAAUGAAAAGCAUGAGUUAUUAUAUGCCACUCAAACUCGAGUUAUAUUAAAACCAGAGAUUUUUGAUGAAAAGAACAAUCGUAUAGUAAUUGUUGUGCUUAUUAAAAAAACGACACCAGCUUCGGGAAAACGCGAAUGGCCAGAAUUACUUGGUAGAAAAGGUGAAGAAGCAGUUGAAAUUAUUAAAAAAGAAUCAGAUAGCAGAUCACUAGUAGUAUCAGUUGCAAAUUUCUUUUUUGAUUCAAAAUAG
Rotaria socialis is the source of this 501-nucleotide messenger RNA. The record is from the annotation of a GenBank genome assembly. NCBI's taxonomy places the organism in Eukaryota, Metazoa, Rotifera, Eurotatoria, Philodinida, Philodinidae.